AUGGACAAGACAGACAGCAAGUCAUGGGAGGUGAGGCUCUUCGGAGAACGACUAUCAGAGCGCCCGUCGAAUCGUGAUCAUGCCAUCGGUGAGCGCCUACAGAAGGACAGUAUAGCCAGUAACAACACCGAGAGAGGACUCUAUCAAGCAACAAAUUCUCCGGGACAACAUGAUGAUGCCUUCUUGAGGAUGACUCCUCGGGGUCAUGCAGCAGUAUCAGGAUUCCAUGACCUCGUCAAGCUUCGUAACACGGAGCAGCUGACUUCACUUCAAGCUCAGUACAUACAUGUGACAGGCAGGAAUCAUGUAUCAAAGAUAGAGGCGAUUGUCGAUUCCGAAACCGAAAGCACCAUUGGCCAUAGGCUUCACCACCGCGAACUUUAUGAAGGACACUUUGUCCUCGGAUGGCACCUUAAAUCCUUAAGUCGACCUGGAAGGUUUGUCUUCGGCCUCGGACUGGCAGGAUCAGAUGACGGAGGCUCAGAUAUCCUGCUCGCUCCACCAUGUUCUCCGUGGUCUGACUUUAUCCAACGACAACACUUUACAAUGCAGAUGCAUCCUCUAACGGGAGCAUGGACAAUCAAAGCGCGUGCCAAGAUGAGAGUCGGCACGGCUGUUCUCGAGCCAGGUACAUCAACCUGUCUGUCUAGUCCCUCGACAGAAAUUGAAAUCAAUGGUAUGCUAUUCACUCUAGAAUUUCUCGUCGAGACCAGGGAGCAAAAGCGGACCUACAUCGAAGCGAGGGACAAAGCUCUCAUAAAGCAAUCUUCCUUCCCAGGUUCUCGUGGCUCCGCGAUACCCUUCAAGACCGAUAUGUACUUUCAUGAGGCACUAUGCAGUGGUACAAGCAUAGGUUGUGGAUCAUUUGGAAUGGUUUCUGAAGGGUAUCAUCCAGAGACUGGCGACCCUAGGGUCAUCAAGCAAAUUUCAGUCAAAGAUAGUCCAAGUCGCUUGACCGUACAAGAUGAGAUAAAGGCUUUGAAAGAACUCCAAGGGCAUAUUGGCAUCACAAAACUCUUUAGCGUUGAGACGCUACGUGGAAACGCGACCUUGACGGAAGACAUUCCUUACCAGGUCUACCUUAUCCAAGAGAGGGGCAUUUCCUUCACCAACUUACCAAAUACUUUUGGUAAUUUCCAUGCACACCGGAACGCAUGUUUGAUGUGGGACCUCUUGAUGGGACUCCAUGCAAUACAUUCCAAAGGUUGGAUGCAUCGCGACAUAACACGCGCAAAUAUCUUGUACUUCAACGAAAACCCACCCCGGGCAACUUUGUGCGAUUUUGGAAAGGUGUGCUUCGAAGUCAACAGCACUGACUAUCGCAUCGCCGCUUCAAUCUAUCUACCUCCGGAGGUCAAUGGAAGUAGGCGAUAUGACAAGUCCAUUGAUAUCUGGAUGCUUGGCCUGGCAUUAGCUAGCCAAUUUUACAACAUGAACGCCACUCCCAAGCACGCCAACACGUAUCCAGGCUUUAUAAAACGCUUGCAACAGGACAAGACAUCCUUCAUACCAGGAUUGCUCGCUAUCAUGAUGGCAUGGAACCCGGCAAAUCGCCCAACAGCAUCACAGCUUCUGAGACAUCCGGGUUUUCAGCCCAUCGCGGCGCUCAAACGUGGAGCAAUGGGAGGGAGUAAGCGCUCUCACUCGAACACAGAGACUCCCAACGGUGGAGCAUCGAAACGAAUCAAGCCAAUCGAGGAAGAUGGCAAGGUCACAGAUGAAGAGGUCCUCAGGCUAGGAGGAGACACUCAAGCUGGUUAG
Molecule: messenger RNA, 1761 nt
Organism: Bacidia gigantensis
Lineage: Eukaryota; Fungi; Ascomycota; Lecanoromycetes; Lecanorales; Ramalinaceae
Exons: 1
Coding region: 1-1761 (586 amino acids)
Biological process (GO): mitotic DNA damage checkpoint signaling; protein phosphorylation
Cellular component (GO): cytoplasm; nucleus
Molecular function (GO): ATP binding; protein serine/threonine kinase activity
Source: RefSeq, a predicted model, not a curated record